Ctenocephalides felis (cat flea) is the source of this 853-nucleotide messenger RNA. Its product is annotated as protein obstructor-E. Gene Ontology annotation, molecular function: chitin binding. The record is from RefSeq and is a predicted model, not a curated record. Bases 8 to 778 code for a protein of 256 amino acids. Gene Ontology annotation, cellular component: extracellular region. The transcript is spliced from 6 exons. Lineage: Eukaryota; Metazoa; Arthropoda; Insecta; Siphonaptera; Pulicidae.
UUUUACAAUGAGGAGGUUUGCUCUAGGAUUUUGUUUGCUGGUCGGUUUAGUUGCAGCCCAAAAGAAAUCGGCAGCAGCCGAUUACGAAUGUCCCCUAAAUCCUAAGACUGGUCAGUACCGCGAUGGUCAGUACGAGCAUGCGACUCAGUGUGAUGCCUUUUACGAGUGCAUCGAUGGUUCUGCCAAGCUGAAGUACUGCCCGGACGGAUUGGUCUUCGAUUCCACGAUAAGGCUGGUCAACAAAUGCGAUCAACCUUUCAACGUUGACUGCGGCGAUAGGAUAGAAUUACAGCCUCCUCAAUCCACUCAAUUGUGUCCACGCAGAAAUGGAUUCUUUGCUCACCCCGACCCAGGCGUAUGCAAUAUCUUCUAUAACUGCAUUGAUGGUGACGCCACUGAAGUCGUCUGCACCGCCGGACUGCACUUCGAUGAAUACACUGGAACCUGCGUAUGGCCCGACACUGCCAAGAGGGAAGGAUGCCACGCUCAAGGAAAGAAACUAAAAGACGGCUUCGAAUGCCCUGAUGAAGUGCAAACAGACAGUUUAGGACAAGUCCAAGCUCAUCCCAAAUACGCCCAUCCAACUGAUUGCCAACGAUUCUACGUGUGUUUAAAUGGAAACGAACCUAGAGAUUUAGGAUGCCAGGUUGGCGAAGUAUACAAUGAUGAAACUCAAAGGUGUGAUGCUCCCGAAAAUGUUCCCGGCUGUGAAGACUGGUACAAAGACUCCGAUGAACCAAAAGCUCAGAAGAGCCCUUCUAAAUCAAGAGAUGAUUAAGAUAGUAAGCACCUUUGGUAUUUAAAUAAAAGCUGAUUGUAAAUGCUAUUAUAAAUAGCUAAAAUUAAAAAGUGC